CUGUCUUCAGAACUACACUCCUUGCAGAGCCAGCGAGUACCUGGAAGCAGAGACCAGCUCCAAGUUGCUUGCGGGCAAGCCUCGUCCCAGGGAAAUGGCACGACUCGCCCCAGCAGUGAGCGCGCUUUUGCUGCUCGUGUCCGUCGGCACUUCGGAAGAGUUUGAGCUGGAGGACAUUGUGCCAGAUCAUGAAGUUGCCGCACAGAUUGGUACUAAGCUGGUACUACGUUGCCGCAGCAAUGGCUGUAACUCCCCACAUUUCUCCUGGAGAACCCAGCUGGACAGCCCAUUGGGUGGGGUUGCAUACCAAGCAGGAAACAGUUCAGUCUUGACAAUAGAGUCUGUGGGUUUUCAACAUGAGAAUAACUAUCUCUGCAAUGCUGCUUGUGGGCCCGAGAAGAAAGAAAAGAGAGUCAAGAUUGACAUUUAUUCAUUCCACAGAGAUCCUAUUAUUAAGAUCAGUGGCCCACUGGUUCUUGGGAAACCAGCUAAAGUCACUUGCAUUGUUCCUGACGUGUAUCCUUCUGACCGGCUGGAGGUAGUCCUGAAGACAGAGAAUAUUCUCAACAGAAAAGAAUUCUUUGAAGAGUCAUCUGUCCGAGAAGUACAGACAAAAAAUGUGGAUACUGUCUUUACUCCUAUGGAGGGAGAUAUUGGAAAACAGAUCACAUGCACCGCCGAACUGCCAAUUGAAGAAAUGACGUUUGACCCCAAACAGAGGCUUGCAACACAUCUACUUGAUAUACACUAUGGCCCCAGGAAUACAUACAUCACUGCAUCUCCAGGCCUCACUCUGCUGGAAGAGAACAUGCUGACGCUCACCUGCGUGACUGAUAGUCACCCACCCGCAAAUAUUGUGUGGAAGAAGGAGUUGGCGAACAAAACCGUGCGGUUUCUUGGAGAAGGUCACAAUUACUCCAUCCCAAAAGUUCAGCUCAGUGACACGGGCACCUACAUCUGUGAAGUCACAAAUAACAGCACAAAUGAAGUGGAAACAAAACCAGUGUCUAUCUCUGUACAAGGUGCCCCCAGACAUCUCAGCUUCUCCAUUCAUCCUGCCACAACAGUGCAAGAAGGAGAAAGUGUUACUUUGCGGUGCUCUGCAGAGAGCAACCCCGCAGCCAGGAUCACCAUAAGGAAGAAAACGCCUGGCCAGAACAAGCUACUUGACAGCCAGGGCGGAUCUGUCCACAUCCUAAGUGUGACUCCUGAUGCUGCAGGAGACUAUGAGUGUGACGUGAAGAAUGAAUUUGGGGAAAGCAAAACAUUAAGAACUCUAAGGGUAGAAUAUGGGCCAAGGAACACAACGAUCAGUGUCACUCCUUCUAACACAGUGAAGGAAGGUGAAACUGUAACUAUGGUUUGCUCCACUUAUGGAAAUCCCACUCCAAAGGUUUCCUGGAAAAAACAGCUAGUAAAUGGAGAUUCACAGCUUAUUCAGAAAACUGCUACCUUAACCAUAAAGAAUGCUCGUGCUGAAGAUAAUGGACGUUAUUGGUGUGAAGCAGUUAAUCUGUUUGGAAAACACAGGAAUGCAGCGGAAAUUACCAUUCAAGUCUCUUCACCAGCUACUCCAGCAUUAAUUGAUCAUCCUGAAGGUUAUACUGAAGUAGGUUUCACUAUUAAGCAUACAACUGACAGCUCUCAAGAUCAAGAUGCUGAUAUAAAAGAAAAUACUAAAAACUAUACAAUCUCACUUGACAGUAUUUCAAGCGGUACAGAAGAGACAAAAAUAAUGAUAGCCAAAAUAAAAGAAUCCAAUUACGUGAUUCCUGUGAUCAUUAUGGUUUGUUGUUUAGCAACAGCAGCAGUUCCUGUGAUAGCAGUUUUGUUUUACAUCUCUAAGAAGACAAAGGCCAAUGGAUUCUACAGUCUUGUAAGCUCACUGAAGCCUCAAGUGUAAGAAAAAGAGCCGUAGCUACACAUUUUCUGCAAUUUUACCAGUGGGUAACAUGUAUUUCUUUGAAAUCUCAAUGGCCUUUCUCCUGACAACUCAGGGUGCAAAGCAUUGAUUUGUUCUGCUUUGGAAAGACCAUAAACCAAAAUCACACCAUUUCAGGUGAUGCUGAGGAGCCAGUGUGCUGAAGCAGUGGCUAGUAUGUUGGCGUGGGAAGGCUCGGCUUUGUCCCCGCUCCCGAGAGUGAUCACUGGGUGAUCUCGGGCCAGUUGCUAAGGGUGCUUCUUGGGCAGGCUUUAAUUCCGCAAUCACCUUGGCUUAAGAGCAGGUGUUUAUGAGGGGCCUAAAUAACACUGUAUUCCAUCAGUAGCCCUCUUGUGAUUUUACUAUGACAGAAAAACCAAAAACAAUUAAAGAGGGUAAAUAGUUGCACAGUGCAUUUUGAUUUGUAGUGCUAGGUGAUGUCUGCCCAGAAGCACCCUAUUUUUUUUAGGCUAGCCUACCUCACAGGGUUGUUGUGAGGAUAAAAUGAAGUAGGGCAAUAUGUGCUACCUAAGGUUCUUGGUGAACUUUAAAGACAUCUGGCAAACCACUUGAACUGGAGUAGGGGUGGAGAAGCAGUAACUGCUCACAGAAGAAUUGUUCACUUUUGAGUAGAACUGCUUUCAAAGAAGGAAAUCCUGGAAACAUUGGUUUUUCCCUGUACAUAAGGUAUAACUUCCUGAAUAGAUGUCAGACAGAGUUGAACCUUUUAGUUUACAGACCUUCAAUAGCCUACUACUUCAUGGGGGAGGAGGCUGUCUGGCUGCAAGCCUUGUGGACUUGUGUUCCCUCCUGCACCAAAGAAGCCAUGGCUGCAUUUAGCAGUUGCUGUGGAGCUUGGGCAGGCAGAGGUCUUGCGCCCAUCCUGCUCGAGGGAUCCUUGGGGCAGCUGGUUUGCCACCAUGUGUACAGCCUGAUCCAGUGUAGCUUUUCUUAUGUUUUGACUUCUGCAUAUAGUCAAUUUAUUCUACAAGUAACAGAACAAUAUUUGUGCCAUUGUUCCGAGAACAACAUGGUGUGUUUGUAUUAUUGUGGAGCAUUUUUUUUCACUAGGAAGUCAUUCAAUUCAAGCUGACCAUUUUAAAUCCCCACUGAUUUCAAUAAGAAAUAUUUUAAAUGAGCCCUUCUUUUUUGAGAUCAUGAGUGCUUUCAAGGUGCUUCAUUGUGACAGAAAGCAGUGUCUUCAAUAAAAUAUGUUAAUGGCACCUUCGUUAUAUAGAUACCCCUCCUCCACAGUCAUUGGUAGUAAUAUAAUCCAGCUACAUCACUGUGAUCUAAAGUUCUGUGAAAAGGACUAGGGAAUUCUGAUGGAGAUCUCUCAGUACCCUUUGAAAUUAUAGAUCCAAGAUUCCUUUACAGCACUUAAGCUGGUAUAAAACUGACCUAAGUUUGUAAGGUAAGCAUGUUCUUUGAUUCAUGCCUGAUGCUGAGCCAAAUUAAGGCUGCAAUGCUAUGCACACUUAAAAGGGGGGCAUAUUUCGCUGCACUCAGACCCUACUCUGAGUAAGUAUAGUUAUAAGCAUGUUGCACAGGGUCUUCCACCCAUGACUGGAACAGUUAAGGGUUUAGAUUUUACAAGAUUUAUUUUAAACUAUUAAACCACUAAAUUGACAUUCAAAAUUGACUUUGAGAGAUGUAUUUCACAAAAAACUUGUUGUAUACUUGUAUACCUGAAACUGCCAUGUAGCUUCUGCUAGAGGAAUAUGUUUAUCCUCAUUUUAAGAUGUGGGUGGGGGUGUGAAUCAAAACACAAGUUCAUGUUGUUGGUACUUUUACUUCUUGCACAGUAUUAUUUAAAUAUGUUUGUAAUAACAGCUUUCUUCUGUGAAAUAGAAUGUUUGUGUUUACAUAGGGGAACAUGCAAUGUAGAUUCUCCUUUGGCUGGAUGGUGAAGUUGCCCAAAUGCUUUAACCAGAUGAUGUAUGAUCAACUUAGUAAAUAAAUCUUACUUUAUAA
This is a messenger RNA of Varanus komodoensis (Komodo dragon), 3895 nucleotides long. RefSeq names its product vascular cell adhesion molecule 1 (gene VCAM1). The transcript has 9 exons. The record is from RefSeq and is a predicted model, not a curated record. Gene Ontology annotation, biological process: cell-cell adhesion. Gene Ontology annotation, cellular component: membrane. The coding region runs from base 95 to 1903 and encodes 602 amino acids. Lineage: Eukaryota; Metazoa; Chordata; Lepidosauria; Squamata; Varanidae. Gene Ontology annotation, molecular function: integrin binding.